Molecule: messenger RNA, 1139 nt
Organism: Gossypium raimondii (Peruvian cotton)
Lineage: Eukaryota; Viridiplantae; Streptophyta; Magnoliopsida; Malvales; Malvaceae
Product: protein GID8 homolog
Exons: 7
Coding region: 189-920 (243 amino acids)
Biological process (GO): proteasome-mediated ubiquitin-dependent protein catabolic process
Cellular component (GO): cytoplasm; nucleus
Molecular function (GO): protein binding
Source: RefSeq, a predicted model, not a curated record
GAAAAGAAAGGGAUCGCAACGAGAACAGCUUUGGAAACCCAAGAAAAAGAAUACCUUUUUUAUUAGUAUUUUUCAAUUUCAUAUAAGUAUAUACAAUCAUUGCAAUUUCAAUCAUUUUCUCAAUCCGUCUUUCUCAAAGGGAUAGUUGAGCAAUUUGGGAAUAAAAUGGGAGUGAAGGUGGAGCACUGAUGUCACUGUUCUGGUUUGUGAUUCGUCAACUAGCUGAAAUUGAAGAACAAAUGGCUACCUCGAAGAAAGUGAUUACACGGGAAGAGUGGGAAAAGAGAUUAAACGAUGUUAAAAUAAGGAAAGAAGACAUGAAUAAAUUGGUGAUGAAUUUUCUCGUCACCGAGGGUUAUGUUGAAGCUGCUGAAAAAUUCCAAAUGGAAUCGGGAACUGAGCCAGAUAUUGAUCUUGCAACAAUCACGGAUCGCAUGGCUGUUAAAAAGGCUGUACAAAGUGGAAAUGUUGAGGAUGCGAUCGAGAAAGUUAACGAUUUAAAUCCCGAGAUAUUGGAUACAAAUCCGCAACUCUUUUUCCAUCUCCAACAACAGAGAUUGAUAGAAUUGAUUAGGAACGGAAAAAUAGAAGAAGCCUUGGAGUUUGCUCAAGAGGAGCUCGCACCUAGGGGAGAAGAAAAUCAAAGCUUUUUAGAGGAGUUGGAGAGAACUGUAUCGCUCUUGGCUUUUGAAGAUGUUUCAAACUGCCCAGUCGGAGAACUUCUGGACAUAUCACAGCGACUUAAGACAGCAAGUGAGGUGAACGCUGCCAUUCUUACUAGCCAGAGUCAUGAAAAAGACCCCAAGCUUCCAAGCUUGCUAAAGAUGCUGAUAUGGGCUCAAAAUCAACUCGAUGAGAAAGCUGCUUAUCCUCGAAUAAACGAUUUGUCGAAUGCCACUCUUGAAGAUCCUACGGUUUGAAAGGCUUGCAAGUCAUUUUGAGGGAAUCAAGUUGCCUUGAACGAUCCUCUAGAUCGUGACGAACGAAGUGGUUUUAUGCUUGUAACCUCUUCAUAAUGACUAGCUAGGAAUUUGUUGGAUUUCAUUUGCUAAGAUGUGAUUGAUGUUUUAUUUUCAGCCUUUGAUUGAUGUUUACUUUGUUCUUAGGUGAAAAUCCAGUCCCCUUAAGCCAUUGUACAA